Molecule: messenger RNA, 1279 nt
Organism: Aspergillus ochraceoroseus IBT 24754
Lineage: Eukaryota; Fungi; Ascomycota; Eurotiomycetes; Eurotiales; Aspergillaceae
Product: ribosome biogenesis protein BRX1
Exons: 2
Coding region: 42-1133 (363 amino acids)
Biological process (GO): ribosomal large subunit assembly; rRNA processing
Cellular component (GO): nucleolus
Molecular function (GO): rRNA binding
Source: RefSeq, a predicted model, not a curated record
UGAAGUUACUUUGAUACGACUUCAGAUAUUUGCAAUUCACCAUGGCAUCUGUUUAUAAAACAGUUUCGAAAAAGAAGGCACGCGAACUUGCCAGGCAGCAGGAAGAGGAUGAGGAAGAUCUAGAGAUGGGGGAUUUUCUUGCUGAUGCGGACGAUACCAGCGAUAGUGAAGAGGAGGAGGAGGAGCAGGAGAAUUCUACAGAAUCGGCCAAGAAACAACUUGCUGCGGGAUUUAUGCCCAAAACUCGUGUGCUUAUGCUGACUUCGCGAGGUGUCACAUCCCGUCACCGACACCUGCUCGCGGACCUCUCCUCGUUGCUCCCUCACACUCAUAAGGAAAGCAAGUUGGAUACGAAGAAGAAAACUGCUGGUUACAACCUCCUGCUCAACUCUCUGGCCGACCUACACUCAUGCAACGUAAUUUUCUUCCUCGAGGCCAAGAAGAACGGCCAAGAUUUAUACCUUUGGCUGUCGCGCCCGCCCAAUGGCCCUACAAUCAAGUUUCAUGUUAAUAACCUUCACACAAUGGCCGAACUGAAUGCCGGUUUCAGCGGUAACUGCCUGAAGGGUGGUCGGGGUAUCGUGGUUUUCGAUCAGUCGUUCGAUGAACAAGGUCCGCUCAUGAGCAAGCCAGGAAGUGAGUACCGGGGAUUGAUUCGGGAAAUGCUCCGCGGAGUCUUCUGCGUGCCGAAGCGCGGCGUCAAGGGCAUGAAACCUUUCAUCGAUCGUGUCAUUGGUAUCUUCGGCGUGGAUGGCAAGAUCUGGAUUCGAGUCUACGAAAUCCGAGAGUCGGAGAGUGGAAACAAGACUAAGUCGGAAGGAAAUGAGGAUGGGGCCAAGCCCGCAAUCAAGAGCAAGGAUGGACCGGAGCUGUCUCUUGUCGAAGUCGGUCCCCGUUUCGUCCUGACACCCAUUGUCAUUCUGGAAGGUAGCUUCGGCGGCCCUGUCAUCUAUGAGAACAAGGAGUAUGUGAGCCCGAACCAGGUCCGUCGCGAUAUCCGGGUAGGCAAGGCAGCACGCCACGCCUCGCGGAGGGAUGCACAAACGGACCGUCUUUCGAAACGCUCCGGACUGGGGCUGGGAGAAGGUGAGCGAAAGCCUGGUCCUCUGGACACGCGGACGCUGUUCGGAUGAUCGAUGUUAUGGUCUUGAUUCCUUAAUCAUUUUUGCUUCAUGUGCUCCUAGACUUGAUAUCCUCCAAGGAUGUAUAUGUGAUUAUUUUUAGGGUAUUUUCAUGGUCUUACUAAAGGCGUCUGGUGUGAGAAAUAAUAAAAGUUUCG